AUGAGCAUCGAUGCAUCGGAGGGCAAACUGGACACAGUCCACGCGGAAAACGUCACCAAUAUGCAAAUUGAUGAGUGCAGCGAGAAAAUACAUGCAAAGUUUCGACAUAGGAUUGACUUUCGACUGUUACCUCUCUGUGCCUGGCUAUAUCUUAUGAAUUAUCUUGACCGUUCUAACAUUGGAAAUGCCAAAAUUUUGAAUCAGGAAACCGGCGACUCGCUUCUGCAAAGGACUGGAAUGACUGCAGAGACUUAUUCCAUCACCAUCACGAUUUUCUCUGUUGCUUACAGUAUUUUCGAUGUGCCCUCGAAUUGGGUGCUCAAAAGAUACUGUCGUCCUUCUUGUUGGCUUAGUUUCCUCGCCCUUGGCUGGGGGGCUUUGACAUUAGGAUUUGCAUGGGCAGACGAUGUGUCUGCCGUGAUAGCCAUCAGGUUUUUCAUUGGUGUAUUUGAAGCAGGAUUCUUCCCAGGUAUUGUCUAUAUUAUAGCUGCCUGGUAUCGACCAGAGGAGCGUUCGUUCCGUAUCUGUAUCGUGUCGUCGUCGGCCACACUUGCCGGUUGUUUUGGUGGCUGCAUCGCCUAUGGCAUGGCAUUUCUCAACGGCAAAGGUAAUUUGGCUGGCUAUCAGUGGCUUUUCAUUGUUGAGGGUAUCAUCACAAUUCUUUGCACUGGUCUCAUUAUUACCUUUAUGCCGAAUUUCCCCGAUACUGCCAAAUGGCUGAGUGAAGAAGAAAAGGAUUUCGCGCAACGUCGGCUGGGGGAGCAAAGCAUAAGCUUUACUAGCGAGCCUGCUAGUCGAGGCGAGAUUAUUGAAACCUGUGUUGGACCUCGAAUGAUUGCACACUAUUGCACCUACCUUUCCAACGUCAUUGUGGUCAGCUCCCUGGUCUACUUUUGCCCAACUAUCGUGGCCGGACUCGGCUACAAUUCUAUCGAGGCUCAACUGAUGACCGUGCCUCCUUGGGCACUUGGGUACGUUAUGUGUCUGUCCCUUGCCUGGGUAGCCGACCAUUACAACCAAAGAGGCAUUAUAGUGAUUGUCACGUCAAUUGGUUCUGGCGCGGCGUUUCUCGCCACCACUCUACUUCCUUUGACUGCAUAUCGGGCCAAAUAUGCCUGCUUGAUUAUAUCCUGUUGUGGAGUCUUUUCAAACAUCGCACCAUUGACCAGUUGGGUCAUUUGCAACAUGCCAAGUCCACGUGUCGUAGGACUUGCAGCAGCUCUCAAUAAUUCUAUGGUUGGGAUAGGCUCAAUUUUUGCUCUUUGGAUCUGGAAGGAUAGUGAAAAGGCAACAGGUUACCCUACAGGGAACAGUGUUUGUGCCGCUUGCAGUUUCCUUACUGCUGUUCUUGCUUUUGGACUACGUUGGACUUAUACAAGGAUGAAUCGAAUGAAUACUCUAGACAGCGCUGGGAUUGCUAGGGACUGGAAAUUGUGA
Molecule: messenger RNA, 1437 nt
Organism: Penicillium soppii
Lineage: Eukaryota; Fungi; Ascomycota; Eurotiomycetes; Eurotiales; Aspergillaceae
Exons: 3
Coding region: 1-1437 (478 amino acids)
Biological process (GO): transmembrane transport
Cellular component (GO): membrane
Molecular function (GO): transmembrane transporter activity
Source: RefSeq, a predicted model, not a curated record